Eremothecium cymbalariae DBVPG#7215 is the source of this 1128-nucleotide messenger RNA. RefSeq names its product glucose-induced degradation complex subunit GID8 (gene GID8). The coding region runs from base 1 to 1128 and encodes 375 amino acids. NCBI's taxonomy places the organism in Eukaryota, Fungi, Ascomycota, Saccharomycetes, Saccharomycetales, Saccharomycetaceae. Gene Ontology annotation, biological process: proteasome-mediated ubiquitin-dependent protein catabolic process. The transcript has a single exon. Gene Ontology annotation, cellular component: cytoplasm; nucleus. The record is from RefSeq and is a predicted model, not a curated record.
AUGACAAAGUUCAAGACGGUUUAUGAGCGUAAAAGCUUUUCCAAGCAAGAGUGGAAUGAAUUUGUGCUUGAGUCUGCGUUGCCGCAUGCUGUAGUGAAGGAAAAUUUGAAUCAAGAGAAGAUUGCAGAACCGAGUAUCCCUUUAUUGUUGCUUAAUUACUUUGUGGUCAUGGCGUAUGAGGAAUCUAGUGUUCGGAUGGCUCGGGAAUUGGGGUUUGUGAAAAAUAAUAAGGAUGCUAAUGAGUUCAAUCAGAUCUACAAGAUUCGUGAGAGAGCUUAUAUACGGGAGCUUAUUAAAAUGGGGGAUAUUCUGAAGGCCAUGGAGGAGAUAAAUGAUAAAUUUGGUGUGGAGACAUUAGAAAUUAUAGAUACAGGGUUAUCAAGUCCUCGAAGUAAAUCUCUGCAGGAUGAGGAUCUUCAUUUCAAGUUGUUGCUUUUAAGUUUGAUUGAAAUGAUUAGGCACCAUCACCAGGAUCCACCGAAAUCAGAAGAGGAGUCUAAUAUGUUUAUAUUGGACUUGAUAGAAUAUUCGCAGGAAAAAUUGGCAACAAAAGCAAGCUCUAACAAAGAAUACAUGAAGGAACUAGAACUAGUGAUGACAUUGUUACUCUUUCCGAUGGAAUCAGUGAAGGAUGACGAUGGUAACCGGAUUCGGAUCCCGAAAAGUCUAAAGAGGCUAUAUUCUCUUUCUUUGAGAUCUAGGAUCGCAGAAUUAGUUAACAGAAAACUACUUCAGCGGAUUCACCCACAGAUAUCGAUGGCUGGUACCCAAGGUAAGUACCCGGACCUCUUGGGCAGUAAUAUCGCGGAAAAGAAUUUUGCGCAUUUCAAUGAUCUUCUAAAGUCCAGGGUAAAAGAAGAUAUCUCAUCAAAUUUUACUAAAGGCUCGUUAUCUGGUAUCAAAGAUGCUCCCGAUGGGCCUUUGAACAACAAUGCGUGGAUGAAAGCAAACUGGACAAGUACUGGUCGUAUGCUUCAAGAUCAUGAUGCGAAAAACAACGCGCAGGAGGAAAGACUGCAUAUAGAAUAUGAAGUAAAACUAGUUCAGGUAAUGAAACUAUGGGCAUGGUGUGAAAACCAAUUGCACAGUUGUGAUGUGGGGGUACCCAGAGUCGAGAGUGCAAUAUAA